Molecule: messenger RNA, 4053 nt
Organism: Caenorhabditis elegans
Lineage: Eukaryota; Metazoa; Nematoda; Chromadorea; Rhabditida; Rhabditidae
Gene: mec-2
Product: Band 7 domain-containing protein
Exons: 13
Coding region: 118-3660 (1180 amino acids)
Cellular component (GO): plasma membrane; membrane; neuron projection
Source: RefSeq, marked reviewed
GAGUCGAAUCUUGACGUGGGCAGUUGCCUACUGGACGAGUGCUCGAGCGCCGGAUCGCAUCGCAAACUAUCAGCAUUAUCAGCAGCGUCCAGUCUCCACGCCCCAUCAGAAUCCUCGAUGAGCCGGAAGCGAAGCAUUCGGGAGCGAAUGGCCGAAAUGGCAGAUAGCAGGAGGAAUCCGAAAAAGCCAACUCCACCUAGUAUUUUCGAAGCUGCACAGUUGAUCGGCAAAUUUUCCGGGCAACGCAUUGAUUUGUUAUCAGCGAAUAUCCAAAAUGAGUUCGGAGUGUGCGGAUGGAUUCUCACCAUUCUCUCGUAUCUCCUCAUAUUCUUCACUCUUCCAAUUUCCGCAUGUAUGUGCAUAAAGGUAGUGCAAGAGUACGAAAGAGCUGUUAUCUUCCGACUUGGUCGCCUGAUGCCAGGUGGUGCAAAAGGACCAGGUAUAUUCUUCAUUGUCCCAUGUAUCGACACAUACCGAAAAGUUGAUCUUCGUGUGUUAUCAUUCGAAGUGCCUCCACAAGAGAUUCUAUCAAAAGAUUCCGUGACAGUCGCUGUCGAUGCUGUCGUUUAUUUCCGAAUUUCUAACGCAACGAUUUCGGUGACAAAUGUCGAAGAUGCCGCUCGAUCCACUAAACUUCUGGCUCAGACUACUCUUCGUAACAUUCUCGGAACCAAAACUCUCGCUGAAAUGUUGUCGGACAGAGAAGCUAUUUCUCACCAGAUGCAGACAACGUUGGACGAGGCUACAGAGCCUUGGGGAGUGAAAGUAGAGAGAGUUGAGGUGAAAGAUGUUCGUCUACCAGUUCAACUUCAAAGAGCUAUGGCUGCCGAAGCUGAAGCAGCUCGUGAAGCAAGAGCUAAGGUAAUCGUCGCCGAAGGAGAACAAAAAGCCUCUCGAGCUCUUAAAGAGGCAGCUGAAGUCAUUGCUGAAAGCCCAUCUGCUCUUCAGCUUCGUUAUUUGCAGACACUGAACAGUAUUUCAGCUGAAAAGAACUCAACGAUUAUAUUCCCGUUCCCAAUUGAUCUUCUCAGUGCAUUCCUCCAACGAACACCGCCUAAAGUUGAGGAGCCACCGUCUUUACCGAAAAAAAUCCGUUCAUGCUGCUUGUACAAGUACCCUGAUUGGGUGCAAGGAAUGGUUGGAUCUGAAGGUGGUGGAGGUCACGGACAUUCCCAUGGAGGAGGAGGAGGAGGGCUUGGAUCGUCACAGGGAGCAUUCCAUCCAUCUCAAGCAGGUUCCGGCCCGAGCACCACAACCACCAGUGGCCGUCCGCUGCUCCGCAGCAUGCGAGAAGCGCAGUUUCACUCCGCAGCACCGCCGAUCUCAGCUCCAAAUCAGUCCCAAACAUCAGUGAGUCAGUUGGACCCAGGUUCACGGUCUGGUCAACAAUCGCGUCGAAGCAGCAAACCGGUCGGUGCCGGGGCUAAUUCAUUGCUCAAACAAGCUAUUGCCAACAGGAUGAUGCCGCACGCGACAACAUCAGACGGAGGAGAAUCUUCCGCAGCCCCGAAUAUUGGACAAUCUACAUCUUCCGCAACAUCGUCAACAACGGAGCCCGCUAAGAUCCACAGAACUGAUUCGAGUGAAAUGUCAAAAAGUGUGCUUUUGAAUCCCGCUUGGUAUCGUGAUGAUCAGGGAAGGACAGGGUAUAAGACUUCAGACUGGGAGAAAGUUUCCAAUCAGCAGAAAGACGUUGUCAAGCAGAGUAAGAAAAAGCGAAAAGAGUCCAAGAAUGAAGGUGAAGUUAUCAAAGAACUUGAUACAGAUUUGCUCAGCCAGACUAGCAGUGAAAAAGUUGAAAGUGGCAGCGAUAACAAAUCAAAUAACUCUAUUUUGUCUGAUCAAAAAGAUCCAAAUGAUUCGAAAGUAGACAAAAAAGCAGCAAAGGCUUUGGAAAAAGAGAGAAAGAAGCUAGAAAAAGAGAAGAAGAAAUUGGAAAAAGCUCAAAAGAAAAAAGAAGCUGAAGAGGAGAAGAAGUUGAAAAAGAAGAAAGGAAGUUCUACCAAUAUUUCUGGAAUUUCUGAAAAUUCUGAAAUUUCUGAAAUCGGAGAACAUGAAUCUGUGGAGAUGAAGACUAUAGAAAAGAAAAAAGAAAAAGCAGCAGCAACAAUUACUUUAACAAUGGUUUCAAAAGAUAAAACUUCUAAAUCAUCGAAACAAGAAACUGCUCACAAAAAUUCGGCUCCAAAUAAAUCAGAAGAUUCAGUCUCGAAAGAAUUCGAAGAUGCUCAAAAGGAGUCCUCAAAACGGAAAAAAGAAUCUUCUAGAGAUGAAGAAGCAGACAAAGAAUCAAAACCCGAAGGGCGCCCACCAUCCGGAACUACUCAUUCUUCGGUUAGAAAAUUGAAAGCCGAGUCUUUGAAAAAGAGUGAACCCAGAAGAAAGACAAUCGGAGAUCGAAGAGACUCAAGUAUGUCUGAACUGUCUCGCGGUUCAUUCAAAUCCGUGACUUUCAAUGACCGAGUUCAAACUCACGAGAUUGAACGAAACAGCAGUGUUUACACUUCUAGUGAAGACGAUGCUGCAAUUAUGAGCGAUGAUGAAAUGUCAAAGCCGAGUCAAGCGAAAAUGAAGAAAAAGCUGACAAUGUUGCAGCAAAGUCCAAGCCAACAGAUCCGACAAGAGCAUGUAGACAUAUAUGAUGAUGAUGAUUUGGAUGAUUUUGAAGAACAAGAACGAUUGGCACUUCUUGCUGCUCAAGGAUACGACUUUAGGCGUGAGAUGCAAUACAGAGAAGAUGGAGAUAUUGAGUAUGAUAAUGAAUCAGAGGAAGAAGAGAAUGAAGAGGAAGAAGAAGACACCCUCUCUCAAAACAGUUAUUACGCCGAGGAUGUAGAGGGUGCUGAUAUCUACUUGAGAAAUGAGCACAGUUUCCUUGAAACCGAUCCUAACAUGCAAACACAGAUGCAAAAUAUGGCGGGGUAUGAAUGGUUUGAUAGGGCGAUGAUGGGAUCGAUGGGUAAAUUACAUGGCGACGAUUCGGCUUCGAGCAGUUUGCUCCUAAACUAUAAUCUUCCACGAUCUGCAAGCGGAUACUUUGAACCGCCGCCAGAAGCAUCCCACAUGAAUUUCUCUUAUGAGGAGGCGAUACUCAAUCGUCAAGCUCAAGCUUUACACCAACAGCAACUUUUGCAACAACUUCAGAAGCUUCCACAACAACAUCCACAGAAAGAAGUUGCUGGAGAACACAAGCUGAGCCCUCCGACUGGUGGUGUUCUGCGUCAAACUGCAACGCAGAGAAGUAUAUAUGAAAAUGUAACAACGGGUGAUGCACCUUCGCAACCACAAUCAUUAAUCAUUCCUCAAUCCCCGUCCGCAAAAAAUAAAAUGGCUCGAACUGAGUUCUUCACGCAGACUCCAUCAAAUGUGGUUUCCAAAACUAUAAUGGCUGCAUCCAGUGAUGGACAGAGUAUUCAAAGCCUAGGAAGUACCGAUUCAAAUGCGACAGUAAGAGUUGAAGAUGAGAUGCGGAAAAAGUUCGUUGCAAGAUUUGGAGUACGGAAGGCGCCAAUAGCACGAGAAGAAGAUCCAGCAGAUCCGAAGCAUGGAAAAGUGAUGGGAAGUCAAGAAAGCAUGAACUCUACAGAUUCGAGGGAGUCCGUCGUUUCGGCGGCUUCAAUUAAAGCGGAAGCAUUGGCUCGCCGAAAUUUCAACUACUAGUUAUACUUGCAUCUUCUUCUCCGCUUUCCGCUUCUUUCUGCACAUCACACACUUCUGAUCCGAUAGGCAAGCCGAUCAAGGAACGGUAUAACUUUAACGAAAUGGACCGUAAUCUUUCCGCACUGGUCAAACCACUUUGGGCAGGAAAUGAAAAAGAAGAUCGUGCUGAAAAAGACGAUAGUACAUCAUCUUGAUCUGCUCCGGCUCCCCUCCCUGUCUGUGUGAUUCUUUUUGUUUCUUUCAAUUUUAUCCUAUUAUUCCAAUUCAACGCUGAUGCAUUACUAUUGUUGUCAUAUUUCAUUUCUGUCAUUUUUUAAUCAAAUGUGCUGAACAUUAAAAAUUAUCUGAUCUCUUGAAUCCCUUGUCUUGUUUUAUGAAUAAAAGUAAUAUAUC